Molecule: messenger RNA, 1766 nt
Organism: Monodelphis domestica (gray short-tailed opossum)
Lineage: Eukaryota; Metazoa; Chordata; Mammalia; Didelphimorphia; Didelphidae
Gene: ALX1
Product: ALX homeobox 1
Biological process (GO): embryonic skeletal system morphogenesis; positive regulation of transcription by RNA polymerase II; negative regulation of DNA-templated transcription
Molecular function (GO): RNA polymerase II transcription regulatory region sequence-specific DNA binding; DNA-binding transcription activator activity, RNA polymerase II-specific
Source: RefSeq, a predicted model, not a curated record
CCAGUGCGACUGGGCAAAGUUGCUGCGGGUUUGUGCCACCCCUCCCCCCCCUCGGCGUUUGUCUGUCUGGAAUGGAGCUGUCUAAAGAGGGGCCUGGAUCUUCCUUCCGUCUCUGCGCUGGGACUAGGUUUGGAGUGGGGGGAGGGGGAAAGAACCUGGGGUGGAGUUAGGCAGCUGCCUAUUUUCAUAUUCAUUAGGAAUGGGAGGCUGCCCGAAGAGCCCUGCUGAGUUUCAAGAUAUAAAAGCAACUUCUGGUCCCACUUUUCAAGACAAGACAAAUUAAAGACUCAGAGUGAAAACAGCUCCGGAGCUUUCUCUUUUCCUUCCUCCUCCUCUUCCUCCUUUCUCUCCUCAUCCUCUCUCCCUCCUUCACUCCUUCUCUUCUCCCUCCUGCCCUCCCCCAGCUCACAGUUCAGCCUCUGUGUUUCUAAAGGAGGCUUAGCAUCAGCCUUAGAUGAUUAUGGAUUUUCUGAGCGAGAAGUUUGCCUUGAAAAACCAGCCGAGUAAAAACAGUGACUUUUACAUGGGAGCAGGAGGCACUUUGGAGCACGUUAUGGAAACUUUAGACAAUGAGACCUUUUACAGCAAAACCUCCGCCAGCAAAUGUGUGCAGGCCUUCAAUCCUCUCCAAAGGGCAGAGCAUCAUGUGAGACUGGACAGGACAUCUCCCUGUCAGGAGAAUAAUGUGAACUAUGGGAUUACUAAAGUAGAAGGACAGCCUCUUCACACGGAGCUAAAUAGAGCCAUGGACAACUGUAACAGCCUCAGGAUGUCUCCAGUCAAAGGGAUGCAGGAAAAGGGAGAACUGGAUGAACUUGGUGAUAAAUGUGACAGCAAUGUAUCCAGCAGCAAGAAGAGAAGACAUAGAACCACCUUUACCAGUUUGCAGCUGGAAGAGCUGGAAAAAGUCUUCCAGAAAACACAUUAUCCUGAUGUGUAUGUCAGAGAACAGCUUGCUCUGAGGACAGAGCUGACUGAGGCCAGAGUCCAGGUUUGGUUUCAAAAUCGAAGAGCUAAAUGGAGAAAAAGAGAACGGUAUGGCCAAAUACAACAAGCUAAAAGCCAUUUUGCUGCCACCUAUGAUAUAUCUGUUUUACCACGGACAGACAGCUACCCACAGAUUCAAAACAAUAUGUGGGCAGGAAAUGCGACUGGUGGCUCUGUGGUUACUUCCUGCAUGUUGCCACGCGACACUUCUUCCUGCAUGACACCAUACUCUCACUCGCCUCGGACAGAUUCCGGUUACACGGGGUUUUCAAACCACCAGAACCAGUUUGGCCAUGUGCCCCUCAACAAUUUUUUCACUGACUCUCUUCUCUCUGGAGCCACCAAUGGACAUGCAUUCGAAACAAAGCCAGAAUUUGAAAGGAGGUCUUCCAGCAUCGCAGUCCUUCGAAUGAAGGCCAAAGAGCACACUGCCAAUAUUUCAUGGGCCAUGUAAUAUAUAGUACCCCUUUAUUUUUCUUUUCAUAGCAAAGUGAAAAAAAAACACAUUCUUCUUUCUCGUAUUUAAAGGAUGCAACAGUAAGCUGCUGUCUCUAUGUGUGUGUGGAUUGUGAACCGUCAGGCUAGAUGGGGAGGCCAGCUUACAAUGAAUACUAAUAUUAUUUAACAAUAAAAUCUAAGAAUGAAUCUGUAGAGGGACUAAAUCGGUUUACCAUACAUGGAUCUCAACCAAGCCUGUUUAGUGGUAAAGUCUUUUCUAUUGUACCAGUUGAUGAAAUAUGAUCAUAAAAUCUGCUAAAAGAAUAAAUGCAUUAAACAAA